AUGGUGGCGGAGGAGAUUGUGGUCUCCCUCUCAGGAGGAGCUCCGUGGGGCUUCAGGCUGCAGGGAGGAGUGGAGCAGCAAAACCCUCUACAUGUGGCCAAGGUACGCAGACGCAGCAAAGCCUGCAGAGCUGGACUGAAAGAGCAGGAUGAGCUGGUUGCCAUUGACGACCAUGUGUGUGCAGAGCUCAGUCAUGCCCAGGCGAUGAGCAUCAUAGAUUCACAGAGCGCUACACUCAGCCUGAGGGUGAAAAGGGCCCCCUCUGGAUUCCACUCCUCAUCCUACUCUGGUCACUCCGCACCCCCCCGCUCCUCCGUGAGGGUCCUGUCUCCCCCUGUGCCCUCCUUGUCCUCCCAGCGUCCCUCAGUCCUCUCGCCCAUCGGGAUACCCAAGGGCAUCACUUCCCCUCCAGACAGUGAGGCCUACUAUGGAGAGACAGACAGCGACGCAGACACUCAGGCCCUCACUCACCGCCGCCAACGCCGCACGCCUCCUCAUGCACGCUCACCUGCACGCUAUGACAACCAAGAAGAGGAGGAGACCUCGGAGAUGAGCGGGUAUGAGAGUGCCACGGAUGCGGGGGGUUCCCUGCAGGUGCCAUGGGAUAGUCAGUGUCUGGUUGGCGUCCCCCGCAGAGAGCUGAUCUACCAGCCCCUCCAGACAGAGUGGACCGCUCCGGCACACAACCCACACACCCUGACCCCUCGUACACUCGUCCCGACCCCCGAUCAGGGGCUGGUGGAAGCGGAGGGUGAGGGUGACAGUGGCUUCCAGGAGGCAGGGGGCUGCAUCGGGCCCAGCUGCGUGCCCCUGGUGUCACCUGAGCGGGCGAAAGAGGCUCUGAUGUUGGGCUCCAGCAAACAGCUGGUGCCCAUGGUGGGGAUGCACACCCCCAUCAGUGAUGAGCUCUCCACCACCUACAUGGACAAAGCACGGCAAGCCAAGCUGCAGCGCGGGGAGAGUGUGGUGGAGAAGCAAGUGAAAGAAGCUCGUACCAAAUGCCGCUCUAUCGCCUCUUUGCUGACUGAUGCUCCCAACCCCAACUCAAAAGGGGUUCUUAUGUUCAAGAAGCGCCGACAGAGGGCAAAGAAGUACACGCUGACCUGCUUUGGCAAAGCUGAGGGAGAUAGAGGAGAGGACACCGAGGGAGAGACAGGAGGGGAGACGGAGGAGGAAGGAGGAAAUUCCAUCCUAAGUGGCUCGGAAGUGGAUGAAGAGGGAUUCUCAUCAUCAUUUGACCCCACGUGGGACUCGGGUUAUCUGGAUCUGCUGGACAGGAGAAGCUCUGCCUGCCCGUCAUCCGCACCAACUACUCCAACAACACCAAAAGCCAAUCACAGCCUAGGGUUGGACAUCUCAGCCUAUCAGAGUCCAGGACUUCUGACCCCUGUCAAUCAAACCCCAGGGUUGGAGGGCUCAGGGCUGGAGAGCUCACCCUAUCAGGGUUCAAGGCUGGAGAGCGGCAUCACAAAGCCCUCAACGAUCAACCACCCUGCACACAUGUCUCCUCCCGCUGUCGCUCACACCAAUGGUGUGUCAGUAGCUGUCAGUCGGGCGAGCGUUGUUCUGAGCGCACCCUCUCAGACUCCUCUUCAAAGUCAAAAUGGUCCACAUGGUUCGACCCCAAACAUUAGUCCGAGCUCUGUCACAGACUCAGACCAUCACCUGGACAACCUUGGUGCUAAUCCAAGCGUUCUGAACCGCACCGCACGACCUUUCACCCCUGGCCCGACCCCUUCUCGUGCAUCUGUAACCUCUGUCAUGUUUCGCCCUCCCCAGGCCAAACCCAUGAUGGUGUCCAUGGAAACCAAACCUGUGGCGGCCGUCUCCAUGGUGACAAUACUGCCUACUCGCCAUCCAUCAGGGCCAGAUGCGCGGAGAGCGGUGUCUAGCACCUCUCUGUACAUCCCUCCAAGACAUAACAACACUCACCCCUCUGUUAACUCCCCUCCCUCAGCUCUCUCGCCUCCCUACUCUCUUUCUUCUGCACCUUUCUCCCCGACUCUAGCAAACACACAAAUGUUUUCUCCUCAGCCUGCAGUGCAUGCUUCUCCUGCCACCCCUCUGUCUCCACCUGUAGCUCAAGGAAGCCCAGUCGGUCCAUCACCUGCUCAAACCUUCUCCCCUCCAGCUCCACUUCUACAUCCCUCUACUCCUGCUCAGGCUUACACACCUCCCUCUGCUUGUCUUCCUGCUCUUCCCAUCUCCCCACAAUAUGCCCCUGACCCACCUCAAAUGUCCUUCAAUGCCCAGAACACCCAUCUUCCUGCGCCCACCCAGCCUUACCCAUCUCCAUCUGUUCACCCUUACCUAAACAUGUCAGGUGGAAUAACUCCUAACCCCCAUGCUGCCAUGUCAACUGCAUCGCCUCCGCAAGCUCCCGCCUCUGAUUCACUUGCAACACGUGAGCAGCGCAUCUCUGUCCCUGCCGCUCGCACCGGCAUCCUGCAUGAUGCCCGUCGUCGUAGCAACAACAAGCCGAUGUUUUGUGCAGUCCAGAACAAAGAUGUUUCUCCCAACCCGGAUUUGCUGUCGAUGGUCCAGAACAUGGAUGACCGCUUCGUGAGACCCCCGGCUGCUGAACCUGGAGUUCCACCCAGUGGGGAGACUGGGCACGAGUCGGGGCCUGAGGAGGACUGGCUGAGACUAGGGGCAGAGGCCUGCAACUUCAUGCAGGCUCAGCGCGGACCCAGGCCCCCCCCUGUGGCCCCAAAACCACAAGCUCCUCAGAUGCCACAGCUGGCAGGGAAGGGAGGGCAGCUGUUUGCCCGCAGACAAAGCAGGAUGGAUCGAUAUGUUGUGGAUCGGUCUCCCUCUGUGGCUGCAGCACCUUACUCUCCUGCCCAGACAAGGGAGCCCUCACCCACGCCUUCUCUCCCUGCCACCUGGAAGUACUCAUCCAGCAUCCGUGCUCCACCUCCCAUCAGCUACAACCCCCUCCUCUCACCCUCCUGCCCUCUGAAAGUCCAGAAGAAGCCUGAGGUGAAAAAGGCUGGGCCAGCUGCAGGGUCGAAAGGGAAGAAAGCGGGCAUCAAGCCUGUGGACAUCAUGAGCUACCAGCCCUACCAGCUCAACUCCUCCCUGUUCACCUAUGGGAAUGGGGUUCCCCAGGACACAUCAACCUAUCAGCAGCAGCGAGGAAUGUCAGGUGUUCCUCAGAAAACAGCACGAGUAUACGAGGUGAAGCGCUUCUCCACUCCCCCACCGAUAUCCACAGGGCCUGCCCUCAAAGUUAUCGUCCCUCGAUCUGCUACGACACUCGGAGAACCACUGUGGCGCUCUGAUGUCACGUCUCCACCCACAGUUGGUCCUGCCUCUUACCAACCCUAUCAGCCUCAACCCCAUCCUUACCAACCUCAGUGGGCCAACGGUCCUCUGUCUCCCCCGCCGCCUCCUGCCCCUACCGCCCCACUUCCUCAUCUUCCCACCUUCUCCUCUUCUCCGGCUCCAAACCCGCCAUCCAACGCUGCCCAGGCCGGCAGGGAUUUCAAGAGCGCCCCAGAUCUUAGUCCCCUGAGUCCGAUUGGUGCCUCACAGCCAGCCCUCAGCAGCGCUCUGCCUGCCAGGGUACCGAAGCCCAGGUUCAGCACUUCCAACCUGGGCCUGCAGCCCAGCGUCUGGCGCCCUGGAUCCACCAUGCACUGA
Molecule: messenger RNA, 3645 nt
Organism: Limanda limanda (common dab)
Lineage: Eukaryota; Metazoa; Chordata; Actinopteri; Pleuronectiformes; Pleuronectidae
Gene: synpo2lb
Product: synaptopodin 2-like b
Exons: 6
Coding region: 1-3645 (1214 amino acids)
Biological process (GO): positive regulation of actin filament bundle assembly
Cellular component (GO): actin cytoskeleton; nucleus; Z disc
Molecular function (GO): actin binding
Source: RefSeq, a predicted model, not a curated record